Molecule: messenger RNA, 384 nt
Organism: Cladocopium goreaui
Lineage: Eukaryota; Dinophyceae; Suessiales; Symbiodiniaceae
Source: the annotation of a GenBank genome assembly
AUGGUCGCAAAGGUUGGAAACACGAAGAAGAAGGCAACGGUCCCAGCCAAGAAGUCCACCAUGAAAUUCACUGUGGACUGCCAGCAGCCAGCUGACGACAACAUCAUCGAGCCCAAGGACUUCGAGAAGUUCCUGACCAACAAGAUCAAGGUGGAUGGAAAGACAGGCAAUCUCGGAGAGAAGGUGACUGUGUCAAGGGAGAAGGCUAAAGUCCACGUCACUGCCGAGGCUCCCUUCUCCAAGCGCUACUUGAAGUACCUGGGCAAGAAGUACCUGAAGUCCCAGCAGCUUCGUGAUUUCCUUCGCAUCGUGGCUCCCUCCAAGACCUCGUAUGAGAUGCGCUACUUCAACAUUAACGAUGACAAGGAUGAGGAGGAGAGCUAG